GGGGCACGAAUUAACGACAAGAGAGAUAGUCGGGAUAGAGCCAUUAGCACUGUAGCAGCCGACGCAACAGCUGAUGAAGUGAUGGUGUUGUACAGUGUGUAGGACAAGGAGUCUGGGCACUUCAUCCCUUUGCUUUUAACAUUAUUAUAAUUCUAUUAGCUCCCUGGAUUAAUUGUAAUGUUAGAACACGUAGUUGGAAGGCGAGAGUGAAUUUUACGAUUUCUCAGUGUUACGAAGUAUGAAGUGAACUUGUACUGGUCGCUGGCAACUAUCUCAACUUUAGUAAUGGGCUUGAGUGUUGUGGAACAGGACCACAGCAGCGGUCUGCCACCUUCGUUGGGAGCUGUUCUACCAAAACAGUCAGCUGACAAACCAGCUUUUACGAUGCCAGAUCCAGCGAGUACCUCCCAAGCCCUGGCUAGGGUCACUCCUCUUGCUGAUGAUGGUAGGGAGUUUGUGUGUGGUUGGGGAGCAGCAUUCAUCAACAUAACGGUCACAUUUCCAAUGAACAAACUCAUGUUUCGGCAGAUGCUUCAUGGAAUAUCAACGGCCAGUGCAGUGAAGCAACUCAAGCGAGAAGGUUUAAAGAAUUUGUAUCGAGGAAUUCUCCCACCUCUGUGUCAGAAGACCAUCUCAACAUCUAUCAUGUUUGGGAUGUUCGACCAGUAUGGAAAGCUGUUGAAAUAUUACCAACCUCAGUUGUCAGAUGGAGCAACUUUAGCUCUGGCUGCCACAUUAGCUGGAUGCACUGAAGCUAUCCUCUGUCCAUUUGAACGUAUCCAAACCUUGCUGCAAGAUAAGAAAUUCCAUGGCAAGUACAAAAACAGCAUACACACAACACGUGAGAUGUGGAAAUUUGGUGUAAAAGAGUACUAUCGUGGCAUGGUCUCCAUCCUUCUGCGUAAUGGACCAAGCAACAUUCUCUUCUUUGGUCUGAGGACAGAGGUCAAGACCAGACUACCUGAUCCUGGCAGAUCCUGGUGGGGUCAUAUCCUGAGUGACUUUGUUUCUGGGGCCUUCCUAGGGGCAUUCAUCUCCACAGUCAUGUACCCUAUUAAUGUUAUCAAGGCUCACCAACAGACUCAGGUUGGAGGACCAUUCCAAACUAUGCGUCAGACAUUCUGGGAUGUUUAUCAAGCUCGAGGAAGGCAAUUUAUUCGACUCUUUAGUGGUGCCCAUGUAAAUUAUACCCGAGCCCUUGUGUCCUGGGGUAUUAUAAAUGCCUCCUAUGAAAUCCUGCUUAAACUGCUGUACAGCUAACGGUAGGACAAGCCCUCUAGUAAAACAUGUUCUAGUGUUACCAAUCUCAAAAUAUGUCUGAUGUAAUUGAAUUUUUGGUUAUAUUUAAAUAGAUUUUAUUGAAGAACUGAUUCUAUUGAAGUGAGUGAAAGGGUGUGUAUAUUGACAUAUUUCUGGUGAUUCUGUGAGUCUGUUAGCAUCACAGUGUAGUUUAUUUUGCCACAUACUAUUGUACACUAGUCAUUAUCAACAUCAUAGUGUACUGUAGUGUAUUCUGCCACAUACUACACUACCAGAGGAUUAAAAAUUUAAGAUGUAAUAAUUUGA
Molecule: messenger RNA, 1566 nt
Organism: Homarus americanus (American lobster)
Lineage: Eukaryota; Metazoa; Arthropoda; Malacostraca; Decapoda; Nephropidae
Product: mitochondrial nicotinamide adenine dinucleotide transporter SLC25A51-like
Exons: 7
Coding region: 286-1260 (324 amino acids)
Source: RefSeq, a predicted model, not a curated record